Molecule: messenger RNA, 561 nt
Organism: Aspergillus eucalypticola CBS 122712
Lineage: Eukaryota; Fungi; Ascomycota; Eurotiomycetes; Eurotiales; Aspergillaceae
Exons: 1
Coding region: 101-418 (105 amino acids)
Source: RefSeq, a predicted model, not a curated record
UCAGAGUGACUUGUCUCGAAGUUCGGAGGUCUCGUAAGCACAAUAUGUGUUGACUGACGAAACAACUCGACUUACUGGAAUUUUGUAAAUCGAUCCUUUCAUGGGGUCGUUCAUACAUAUUACUUGGAUACGUUUGCCUACAAUAACUAAUGCGGUUUUGUUCGGGACCAACCUGAUCUUGACUAAGAACUGGGCACCGAAGAGACUCAACGGAAAUAUUCUCCUCCGCUCCAAGCACUCACUGGGUUCUCACAUCAUCCACCUGAUUGACUUCAAGACGCUCCACCGACAGUAUAUUUCAUGGAUUGCAAAGACGCUGUCAAGGUUCGUAAUGUUCCGGUUGCCCCUCCUUAGUUGCGAAACCUAUCCCAGACGGACAAGGCCGGCGAACCCCACCCAUAACAUUGAUGUCUUUUGAUGUCUCUCCCAUAAAAGUACUCAUUGGCAGAAUAGUCAUAAAUAUACCGCAAUCUUCAACAGCGAACAGCCUUCAUGAUCCUGAAUUGAACUUCAGUAUGGCACUGAUGACGUUAUGUCAAGGGCAAGCACUCGCCUCGGGAU